CAACUCACCAAGGUCUUAAGGCAACAGCACCUUAGUCUUCACUCCAGCUUUAUAAUUUUUUUUUAAAAAAGUCUUCCGCUGCUGUCUUUCUCCUUUUUACUUUUACACCACAAAGAAAGCAACAAGAACCAGAGAAAAAGAUAAGGACCAUUAACAGCAUGAACCAUCAUCAGGUUGCAGAAGAUGAGAUGGUACUCAUUAACCAGUACUAUCCUGGUAUUUACACCCAGCUUGCACCACAACAAGGAGAGUCAAAGCCAAGGCGAAGACGUAAGAAGAACAAAUUAGGAGAAGGGAGCGGGAGUGAUCAGGCAAUGAUGAUGAGGAAAAGAAAGCUAAGUGAAGAACAAGUUAAUCUACUUGAGCAAAGUUUUGGGGACGAGCACAAACUGGAGUCAGAGAGGAAGGAUAAGUUAGCCGCCGAGCUAGGGCUCGACCCACGCCAAGUUGCGGUGUGGUUCCAAAACAGGAGGGCUCGUUGGAAGAGUAAGAAGCUUGAAGAGGAAUACUCCAAGCUGAAAUCUGAGCAUGAUAACAAUGUUGUGGACAAGUGUCGUCUUGAAACUGAGGUGUUGAAGCUGAAGGAACAGUUGUCCGAAGCAGAGAAGGAGAUACAAAGGCUGCUAUUUGAGAGGUGUGAUGGAGUAUCAAGCAACACAAGUCCAAGUGCUUCAUCUUUUUCAAUGGAAGCUGCAAUGGAACCACCAUAUCUAGGGGAGUUUGGAAUGGAGGGAAUGGAUGAUAUGUUCUAUGGACAAGAGAACAAUUAUGUUCAGGGAUUAGACUGGGUUAACCUAUAUAUUUGAUUAAUAAUAUAAUGAUCAUCAUGUGAUUAAUUUCUAAAUUUAGGAUCCCACAAUUCUAUUUGUAGAUAAGUGACCCCACUAUAUAUAACUAAGCUAAUUAAUGUAUGUAAAUACUACUACUAUCUUUUUUCAUUGCUUUUCCUAGACUAGUGUGUUAAUUAGUGUUACUAGUAGUUGACUAGCUAGAUAGCAAGUGGCAACAUGGAAUAUAACUGGGAUUUUUCUUUAA
This is a messenger RNA of Capsicum annuum, 1035 nucleotides long. Its product is annotated as homeobox-leucine zipper protein ATHB-40. Gene Ontology annotation, cellular component: nucleus. Gene Ontology annotation, biological process: positive regulation of DNA-templated transcription. The transcript has 3 exons. The coding region runs from base 159 to 806 and encodes 215 amino acids. Gene Ontology annotation, molecular function: sequence-specific DNA binding; DNA-binding transcription factor activity, RNA polymerase II-specific. The record is from RefSeq and is a predicted model, not a curated record. Lineage: Eukaryota; Viridiplantae; Streptophyta; Magnoliopsida; Solanales; Solanaceae.